UAUUAUUCCUCUGUCCGCGCGGACAUCAUGCGGCUCAACUGAACUGAAGCUUUUGAGACUUUCUUCAUAGGUGGUGUCAUACAUCAUAUCAGAAAUGUGGGAGUUACCGAGAAUACGUUUCGGUGACUGUAACAGUUCAGAGGGGAGUGAAGAGACGGAGAUCGCUGUAAAUAUUGGCGGUGUCAAGCACGUUUUGUAUGCAGACAUGCUAAGCCGAUAUCCCGAGACGCGUUUGGCGGAGCUGGCGAACAGAUCCACGGACUCCGCGCAGGAUUUCUCCGCGCUCUGCGAUGACUACGACUCAUGCAAGCGAGAGUUUUACUUUGACAGAGAUCCGGACGCGUUCAGGUGCAUCAUGGAUCUUUAUUACUACGGAGAGAUUCAUAUGAAAAGAGGCGUCUGCCCUAUGUGUUUCAUGAAAGAGAUGGACUUCUGGGGAAUCGAUCCGGAUUAUCUGGACGAAUGUUGUAAAAGUAACUUAAACGAGGUGGAAAGUGAACUGGCAGAAAUUGCGGAAAAGGUCAAAUCCAUCCUGGAUGACCAGGAGGGCGAUGCACAGACAACCAGUCUCCAAAGGUGCCAAGUGUUCCUGUGGAAGCUCAUGGAGAAACCGGAGUCAUCACUGGCAGCGCGCGUAAUCGCCAUCGUUUCAUUUGUCUUUAUCUUAUUUUCCUCCGUGGUCAUGUGCGUGGGUACCAUCCCUGAACUGCAGGUGCAGAAUGCCGAUGGACAGUUCGUGGAACACCCGAGCCUUGAGGCCAUAGAGACGGCUUGCAUCAUUUGGUUCACCGUGGAAUACAUUUUGCGUUUCGUCUCCUCUUCCAACAAGGUGCGCUUUAUGCUCUCCUUCAUGAAUAUAGUAGACUUUCUGGCCAUCAUGCCUUUCUACGUGGUGUUGAUUCUUACUCAUCUGGGCACCGCUAUGAUGGAGCUGGCCAACGUGCAGCAAGCGGUGCAAGCGUUGCGCAUCAUGCGCAUUGCGCGCAUAUUCAAACUGGCGCGACACUCAUCAGGUCUCCAAACUUUAACCUACGCGCUUAAGAGCAGCUUGAAGGAGCUGGGACUCCUGCUGAUGUACAUGGGCAUCGGAAUUUUUUUGUUUUCCGCGCUGGGGUACACGUUGGAACAAAGCCACCCGGAGACCAUGUUCACCAGCAUCCCGCAGUCCUUCUGGUGGGCUAUCAUUACAAUGACCACUGUGGGUUAUGGAGACAUCUACCCAAAAACUACGCUGGGGAGGUGUAACGCCGCUGUCAGCUUUUUGUGUGGCGUGAUAGCGAUUGCGUUGCCAAUCCACCCGAUCAUUAACAACUUUGUCAUUUUUUACAGCAAACAACGUGUGCUUGAAACUGCUGCCAAACAUGAGAUUGAACUCAUGGCGUUACGCGCAAAGGAGGAAGAGCAGGGGUGCACGGAUGAUGCCGAAAAGACACGGGCAUCAGAGCUGGGCAGUGCUGGUGUGAGAGGGUCACAUGAUGGUGAAACCUUUAUACCUUUACAUGAAGAUACAGCUGGGGCGUCCAAAGGACACCCUGGUCACAAAUGCAAAAACAGCUGAGUGAUUUUUUGUUCACGUGUUUGUAAAAUAUAGCUAUAGGGAGUUUAAGUAAACUGUGAUUUAUCAUAUAUAAUGUUUAAAGAUGUAUCUAUCUCUUUUGUGGAUAAAUCCUUCAGAGCAUAUCAAAACUUUAAGCUUUUAAAAUGUCGACUUGUGUUCCUUUAGCUCAGUUGGUAGUACAUUGCAUUAGCUGUGCAAAACUCAUGGGUUUGAUUUUCUUGGAACAAAUAUACUGAUAAAAAUGUAGACAGUAAAUGCACUGCAAAUCACUUUGGAUGAAACUAUCUACCAAAUGUACUUUUUGUGUGUAUAUAAAUAAAGGGUCUUUAAAGGAGUUCCUAAAGAUCACUAACCAAACAAAAAUGGAUAAAGCCCUGCGUAUAAAAAUGGCUAUGACUUUUUAAUUUAAUUGGUGCACUUUGAAAGAUAAAAUCAAAACCUAAUUUUAAUGCAUUCUUGUUAUCAUCUCAGCUUUUGUCUCCAACUUGGCAUCUUAAAAUGCAUGAGCGAGGCUGUAUUGAUUUUUGUGAGCUUGUGUCAUUUUGACCUUGUCUUUUAAUUGAUUGCUGCUUUUUAAUUGAUAUUGCUUUUGUAGACUGAGCAAUUACAUCAAAACUCUAAACAAAGCAAAAUCCAGCAAACAAUACAUCCAUUGUGUUUUAGCAUGCUAACUAGACGUGCAAAAAACGUACAGUGCCAUGAACAACCACUUUAGUUGUAUUAAAUUAUUCGAACAAUGCACUUCGAAUAGAUGCUUCUGACCUGACCUGCACUUUCUCUAGAUGCUUUAAUCCCAUCUGCUUAUUAAACAAUGUUGUGCACCACCAUCACCUGCUGUCAGAUAUGAAUGAUGUGUCACUUGAGGAUUUAAACAUUACUGCGGUGCUCCUUCGUGGACCAUUUGUUGGGUCAUGAAAGACAUGGAUGACCAUGAGUGUGUGUGUUUGUGUGGGCUUUGUCCUUUUCUUUGUCCUAGUGAAUUAUAGUGUUCUGAAUGUGCUUGUGCCCACGUAGAAAGGUAGGGUGAGUUGGUCUUUGUGUCGGUCUGUUGAUUGUUGGACACUGAGAUAUGCUUUAGAUUUGCCAUGUGGGUGGACAGGGCGCAGACACAGCUAAUAGCCAGUAAUCACCGACCCCCUCUCACUCAGCCCAAUCGGCACCACAUGCAAACACUGAAAGCUUAAAAUAUUCACCAAGAGAAGAGGAAUUCAGACCACACACACCCUCCCUAAUGCACACAUUACCAUCCGUAAUAUAAAUAAACAUGGCCAAAUGCACCUCUGUAAUGCUCACAUACCUUGCUGUCACGUAUCAUUUUGAGAGUCCCAUUUGGUAUCCCAUUAAGCCAAAGCAAUGCACAGCGCAAGACCGAGAGAGGCACAUGUCCCAUGCAGCUGACCGACUGCGUCCAAAUUCCCUCUCAAUUGCACAUGGAUCAGUUUUGGGUUACACACAUUGCAUUGUAACCAGAGCACAUCGCGAGAGUUAUGUCUAAGCCUACUGUUUGUCAUCUUCUAAAAAUAUAAGGGUCCAUGUUUCCCAUCUGAGUUCAGGUUUACCAUUAGACAAAACUGCUACAAUCUCCACACAAAGUAGGCCAUAGAAAGAUACUUUCACUAAGGUCUUGACCUGUAUGCAAGGUCAUUGUGCAUGAUUUUUGUGGAAGAAUUAUUCAAGCAUUUAUUUUCAGGAGAUAAACAGACAUGAGUUAGCCAUUAUUCGU
Paramisgurnus dabryanus is the source of this 3281-nucleotide messenger RNA. RefSeq names its product potassium voltage-gated channel, subfamily F, member 1a (gene kcnf1a). The record is from RefSeq and is a predicted model, not a curated record. Gene Ontology annotation, cellular component: voltage-gated potassium channel complex; membrane. Gene Ontology annotation, biological process: potassium ion transmembrane transport; protein homooligomerization; action potential. NCBI's taxonomy places the organism in Eukaryota, Metazoa, Chordata, Actinopteri, Cypriniformes, Cobitidae. Gene Ontology annotation, molecular function: voltage-gated potassium channel activity; protein binding.